This is a messenger RNA of Tigriopus californicus, 1050 nucleotides long. RefSeq lists its product as uncharacterized. The coding region runs from base 121 to 1023 and encodes 300 amino acids. Lineage: Eukaryota; Metazoa; Arthropoda; Copepoda; Harpacticoida; Harpacticidae. The transcript is spliced from 6 exons. The record is from RefSeq and is a predicted model, not a curated record.
AUGUGGCAGCAAACCCGUCUUAUUUGCCAUGUCUUUAUCAAGCACUUGUGGAAAGGUAAGUAAACACUUUUCAAACGAUUCAAGUAAACUCAGUUACAAGAGAUUGCUCGAGGACAAACAAUGGCGGCGAGAUCAACCAAAUGGGGAAAUUGGGUCAUGCCAACGUUGGUUUUAUUUUCCGUGGUUUUGGUUAUCUACUUAAUGGCUUCAAGUACUCGCUCACCUGAAAAUGCCCUAAAAACUUCAAAUUUUGAAGAAAAUAAAUUUUUGAAUGGGGUUCAGGAAAGAGCCUCCUCAUCGAAACUAGAUUUUAGGAUAUUAUGUGAGGAAGACAACGCUCGCAUUCAAGAAGUUCUAAAUUUUGAUACAAAAGAAGCUACCAUUGAUUCCAUUACGACUAUUUUGGCCAAAACUGUGGUUAAUCCUGUUCAAAUGGGAUGCAAAACGUUGAAACGAUUAGGGCGGGGUGUGUGGCUGGGAAAAUGCAAUGACGGACACAAGUAUGUUUGCUUAGAUGAUAUCGAGCCAUCUGAUUGUUUGGUUUAUUCAUUUGGGCUGGCCAAUCAAAUAUCAUUUGAGAAGUCAAUAGCUUUCAUGGGUUGCAAGGUUUAUGGCUACGACCGUGCACAAACCACAGUGAUGAAACAAAAUAGGAAUCCCAAAUUGGUUCUUCAAACUGCUUUCAUUGGGGUCGGAGGAAUGAAUUUGUCAGAAAUUUUGCGUCAAAAUGGCCACGAAAACGAACCGAUAUCGUAUUUAAAGGCUGACAUUGAAGGCUCGGAAUUGAAUGCAUUGCCAGUUUGGAUUAAGAGCGGAGCUUUGAGUCACAUCAAACAAUUGGCUUUUGAGUUUCAUUUUGUGGAUGCAAACGUCGCCAAAUUUUGGGCCAUCAUUCAAGACUUAUACCAAAUAGGAUUUAGAGUCAUUUCCUACGAUCCAAACUUUUGCAAGGGUGAUAGUGAAAAAGGGUUUUAUCAGCUAUUUGAAAUUGUUUUUCGUAAAACGGAUGUUUGUUUAGAAUAAAUGACUUUUUUGACACGCGUUAACAAA